AUGAAACUGCCAAUGGCCAUUAGGUACUGGCAAGGAGAAGGUGCUGCUAUUGAUUGUUUCGUCAAGGCCCCUCGUUCACUCAUUACCGCAGUGACCCAAGCGACUGGGGCACAGAUAGAUAUUGAGGCGAGCAACCAAAGGAUCCGCGUUACAAGCAUUGAGCCGUGGCAGGCUGACAAUGCAAUGGAACGGCUUUCCAAUCUUCAAAGGUUUUUAUCUCUCAUGGUCUCACCUCAAGUUGCGAACAUCCUUCACGUGGGCAGUGCCACAGAAUUCCGGCUCAGAAUCCUACCCUACAAGUCCUUAAACGAUAUUGCCCUGCGGCGUGUGUUGGUUGAUGGCCCUGAGUCAAGGGUUAUCAGCCAUCUCCAUGACAUGUUUGUUACAGUGAUGGAGACUCUUGACCCAGAGACUCGUGAGCUCACGGUCUCCCAGAACAUUGCUGCUCCACCACGAUUCACAGAGCAACGAAAAGGGCGGGCUCGUAUCUGGGGGGAUUUCAAAUUUCCACAGCUGGGGGAUGCCUCAGUUCUUCCUAAUCCUGGGGCAAAUACUAAGGAGGGUAUAGCCUCGAAGUCUUCGUCCUCUAUCAAGGAUGAUAGCGUGCAUGAAGAAGUGGCAGUUGAGAGUCACCCUUGGCUCAGCCACGAGAAGGCCUCUUACGUUAACAAGUGGGUGACAGAUGGAGUGCAGGCUGGUGCCAUUGGGCCUACUGGCUCAGAACCAAAUAGCACCCUCCCUCCUGAGCCUUCUGCUGAAGUUACGGAUGCACCCAAACCACCGUGGGGCCUAAAAAGGCGUCAGCCUUUACCAUCUGGGAACAAUCGAGGUGUCUCAAAAACUCCACCCGUUAUUGAAAAGCCCACUUGUAUCAACUCCGCUCCAAAAAUAACUGUACAGCCAGCGGCGACUCUUCCCGUGAGUGUUAUGCCACCUUCAUUCAACUCGGCCGCUUACGGACAUCCAAAACCAUCUCCUUCGCGUCAACUAGCGAGUAAAUCCCAGGCUAUGAAUCAGCGAUCAUGGGAAAGGGGAAGAGAAACCACUGCGCGAAAAUUGCCUACCUUACUAGAUACUUCAAUAGCUGAAACUGGACCUACCGUUUCCUCUAUUCCACCAAUGGCCUUCACCCAGAUCUUGAUUCCCCUUCAACCUACUCUUAGGCCUUCUCUAGCCUCCCCUGUGGUUAACCCUUCAGUCUCAGUGCCUUCUAAUGUCAGUGAUGCUUUCGGUCCUCAAGCACGUAUGGAAGAAAAUAAAGACCCAGCGGCCGGUAAAGAAACCGUUAGAGAAUCGAAUGAAGAAUCGAACGAAGAAAGACUGCGAAAACUAAAGCUCUCGACAAAAAUGUCGUCCAGAGCGUUUGCGGGGCUUAAACCCGCAAUCAUCGAAGGAGAAGAAUCCACAAGAGUAUUUCAUCGCACCAUGGGACAAGGAGCACCAGUACCAGCACCUUCAGCUAAACGUGAGACAAAAGCAGAGCAAAAGGCGAGAAGACAGGCUGCACUGUCAGAGGCAUGGGGCUCAACUCCGGUUGCUCCUCCGUGUAAACCAGCCUCGCCCCCUGAGCCUAGUCAGUGGAAAAAGGCACAACUUGCUAAAGAGGAGACAUCUGAUGUUGAAAGUGUCAAAGAUCUAUUCAACUGUCUUCAACCUAUCCUCGAUGCUGUUCAACACUUUACUGGCACUCUAACAAUGGAAAUACAGCUGGGCUUGAUUCUUACUAAUUCAGUCCCCAAGAUCCAUAUAGGGAGGACCCUUGACGUCAAGACCUGGAACCCGCACUUUCGACCUCGUCACGGUUUGUUAUGUCUGACUACAGUAUUUAACAACAUGUUGACGACAUCUGGGGCAGAUGUCGACUACUUCUUCAAGCUUGGUGACGGGAGUGGCCCCGAUGUCCAGCUCUACUUUGAACCAGAGCCCCAACUCCGCCAAGUUUUCUAUGAGUUUCACUGUCAAACGAAGGAUAAUGAUACUCUCAUUGUCUUAGUUGAUGAGGCUGGGGCUGCUAGCGUCAAUAGACCAGACGUUGUCCUUGGGGCUGUCAAUGUGCACUUUCCUCUGAAUAUUUGGGAUCUCCAAGCUACAGUAAAAGGAUCUCAGGAAUACCCUACAACACCUGAGAGCGGGAUUUCAAUGACCGUGAAAUGUUUGGUUGACAACUUAUAUGUUCCUCCCGAUCGAUCUAGGGUUAUUAUGUAUACCCGUGUACCAGAAGACAGUGCACUCAGGGUUACAAAAAUUCUGAUGCGGCGAACCACGCGUCACAAGUACAUUGGCAAGCCUCUAUUUGACAAGUCCAAACUCCCUGAUUUUACCAACGAGCAGUCUGUUUUUCUCCAAAUUACUGAAGUCCAAAGACUAGUUUCCGGUAACACCCCUACUGAUAAAACCGCUAUCCGCGCGCGUGCUGUUAGUCCAGAAGAGAUGGUUGAUACUUCCCGCCUCUGGUUUGAAGCCUCUAUCGUUAGCCCUGCUAUCGAAAAAAUCUUCGAGACAAACAAGUACCUUACUGUUGGAGAGCGUGUGGAUUCAUGGUUCCCUGACGACUUACUUGGUAUUGAAUCUCACCUGGGCGGAAACGUCACUGAGGAAUCUCGGCCUGUCGAAUUCCUAACAAUGGCCGAGCGCGCAGUCGGCUCGUCUGGAAUUGGCAGUUUGUUCCGUCUUGCAAGAAAGGUAGUGGAGAAAAUUGAUGUUAUCGGCUGGGGCAAUCAUACAGCUACCUUCACCCUGGAUAAAUAUCCAUCUCCCUCAGCUUCUGCGCCAGCUGGUCCAUUCGAUGCCUCCCAAACAGAAGGCGGUAAAGCCAAAGCUUCUGAGAUGAACAAGAGUGUCGCUCCUACGCAGGUUACCCAGGGCGAGUAUUGGUGA
This is a messenger RNA of Arthroderma uncinatum, 2877 nucleotides long. RefSeq lists its product as uncharacterized. Lineage: Eukaryota; Fungi; Ascomycota; Eurotiomycetes; Onygenales; Arthrodermataceae. Bases 1 to 2877 code for a protein of 958 amino acids. The record is from RefSeq and is a predicted model, not a curated record. The transcript is spliced from 2 exons.